AGGUAAAACUUACAUUUAUGAAACAGCUGAGAAUUCAUAACUGCUAUUUGUUGCUGUGUAUGUUCAAUCAGACAAUGUAUUAUUUUGAAGAUUUCUAAUUCUAGAAACUGGUAAUCUUAUAAUAUUUAUGAAAAUUUUAUCAAUCGAAGAUGUUGUCUUACAAAGAACUACUAAGAAUAUGUAUUGAAGCACUUAACAUAUUUAGUUCCGAUGAUCAGAGUGUGGAAGAAUUCAUCAAAGACUUUCUCAAACGCAGGCCGGGACUGAAUGAUGAUGACCAUACUUUCAUUGUUGAAGUAUUUUCUGGAUGUUUUGAAUUCCGCAAAGUAAUUAAGGUUGUUGUUGAUGGCUUCCAUGUUCUUGAUGGGAGAAAUAGUUUGGCUUCAGAUACAAAUUUAUUCAAUGUUCUCUGUUAUCUGAUUUUAUUUCGGUUGGAUGAACUCGGUAUGUCACAUAUGAAGAAAUUCAUACAGUCACAAGAUGUCAACAAAAUGUAUAAAUUUCUGAGAUUUUUUCUCUCUGAGGCAAAUUUAGACACUUGGAUAUACAGUGAAUGGUGUAAGGAAUAUGAUAGUCAAUAUGUUCAAGAAAAAAUUAUGCUGCCACUGAUAAGGUGGAAGCCUCAGUUGGAUGAACAUGUCGAAUAUCUCAGAGCUGUUGUUGAAAACAGAAUUCCACUGAAAAAAACAGAUGUUCCAUUGACUAAUCCUCAACCAUUUAAUAUCACAAAGCCGAAACCUCGAGGUGUACCCAUGCCAGAUAAAAUUCCAAAAUUGACUAGACACAAACCAGUACCAGAGCAUCUUUACAGGCAACCAAAAGAAAUAGAAAACCUUGCAAGAAUCAGAGAAGAAAAUCGACAAAAAGCUGAAGAGUUUUUAUUGGAAACAGAAUCAGAUCAAUUCAAGUGUGCUAAUGCAGAAAAGUCUACAAGAGCUAAUAUGGUUAUGAACAGGAUAAGAGAAGAAGAAGAAGCAAAAUUAAAUUUCAAUAAACGACAUUCACAACCUAUUCCAAAGAGCAUGACGCAGAAUCGACCAAUCAAAAUGAAUGCUGCAGCAAUUUUAAGAGAAGGAGCUUUGUUUAGAAAAAAAGAAGGCGAAGAGUUAGUCAAACUAGAAAAGCUUCUUGAUGGUGCAAAAGAUGCUUCAGAAUUUGAAUCUUGGCAACAGAAAAAAUUAGAAAAAGACAGAAAACAAAAGGAAACUGAUCUGGAACGUAAAAGAAUGCAAGGAAAAUUAAGCAGAGAAGAAGCAAUCAUUGCAAGGCAACGCAAGGCCAAAGAAAAUCAAGAAAAGGUGACAGAAAUGAAGAUGGAGACUGCAGAAAUGAUGCAAGAGUUUCUAACUUUAAGGAUGGAAGAAGAAGAUCAAAUGAGAAGCUUAGUUGAAGAAAUCAUGGCUGGGCAUGAAAAUACUAAAAUUGUGAAAGAAAGAUUGAAGGAAUAUAAAAGAAAAUUAGUUCAAGAUGUAAAUGCACAAAGUAGAGAACUAAUGAAGCAAGCACUAGAAGAUGCAGAGGCAGAAAUGAGAAGAAAAAUCGAACUCAUCCAAGAAAUUCGUGCAAUGGAAUCUAUUCCAAUUAACAGAAAUAAACUUGUUGAUCUAACUGCAACUGCCGGUCAUGCUCUGCUAUCCGAGAUGUCAAUUGUUGAAUUGAGAGAACGACUAAGUUUGUUGAAAGAAGAGAAAAAGGCUGUUGAAGAACAAAGGAGAGAUGCAAAUAUACAAGAAAAACAAGCUAAAAAUGACAGAUUAAUGGAAAAUCUUGCUUGCAUCUCAGUUCAUAGAAGAGAGAUGACAAAAGCAGCAGCAAUGAAGGCAAAACAACAAAGCGAAUUAGCAGACAGACAGAAGAGAGAUCUUGAGAGUGAUGAAAAUUUACAGAAAUUGAAGAAACAGCUUGAGGACAAAAAAGCCGAACGAUUGAAGUUGUCAAGGGAACUAGAAGUAAAACCUACACCUUCAUCUGCAACAAGGACGAGGAAAUUACUGAAAGAACGAAAACAACAAGAGACAACUCGAUGGCGACAACUGGAAUCAAGUCAAAUGCGACUCGCAAAAUUACGAGCGGGUAAUCUUAGCUCCGUUCCCACCAGGGAUAAAUCAAACAGAGGAACUGCCAUAAUCACUUAAUUUUUUUUUUUUAGUUGCUUAUUUUAUCCGUAAAAAUUAUAAAUAAAAAUUUUGAUGUAAAAAGUAAAAUAAAUGAGUUUAACUUGUUGCUUUGAAGUAUUGUUUAAAAUCGUUGAUGGUAUUAUGAAUAUAAAAAGCCAUCUCGA
Molecule: messenger RNA, 2281 nt
Organism: Styela clava
Lineage: Eukaryota; Metazoa; Chordata; Ascidiacea; Stolidobranchia; Styelidae
Product: cilia- and flagella-associated protein 99-like
Source: RefSeq, a predicted model, not a curated record